CAAAUUUCUUUUAACAUUUCUGGAUAAUUUCCUGAUGCCUGACAAAAGAGAUUUUCACAUUUUCUCAACAUUUUUAGCUUUAUAACUGGAAAGUUAUUCGAACGAUUGCUGAUCUUCUAGUGCAAGUAGAUGUAUGCGUAUACAAGUAUGAAUUCACAGUAAUAUCUGGACCGAAACCUGAAUAUGUGAUCGGCUAUGCAGGAUUUUACCACCCGGUGUUUUUCAAGGAUAGGGCCAUUUUCCUGUGGAAAUUCCACUUGAAAUGUUCUGAUAGACCAUAUCUUAGACUAAUCCCAGAAAAAGUCUCACCACCGAAAAUGGAAUAGUGUUCAUUCCUUUGUAUACUAUAGAAUCUCAUGAUUACCUAGAUAACAAUGGGUAAUAAGCAAUCAUGUAGCUGCUUCACAGGCAGCCCGAGAACUACGAAUCGGAGUAAAAAGUAUGCGUAUGAAACCUCAUACCAGCCACAAGACAUUGCUGAAAAUUCAACGCCAAGGCAAAAAACUACAAGCUCGUCAAAUCUACAACAUAUAAGUGAAAGAGAACCUGAUGAAGGUGAUGAUGACCCAUCUAACCACCCUACAGCGAAUACAAUCUUCUUGACUAGAUCCAAGAGUGAAAUACAGAGAAAUACUAAGGAGAAGUUAAGGCGGAGAAGUCAGUAUGAUAACCAUGGUCACCAUCAUCGGCACCACCAUGAUCAUGAUUACCACCAUGAACCAGAGGGUGUAAAAAAGUACAGUUCUUGUUCCACUAUAUACAUAGACAACUCCACAGUUAGUCAACCAAACCUUAAGAACACCAUCAAAGCAGUGGCACUCGCCAUUUACUUCCACAUAAGAAAUCGUGAUGUUGAAAACCUAGAAUUAAGACUGCUGGAUAUAUUUGAUGAGAAACUACAUCCUUUAUCUAAAGAUCCUGUUCCGCGAGAUUACGAUGUACGAGACCCGGACCAUAAGACUAUCUAUAGAUUUAUACGAACACUAUUUAAUGCUGCCCAGUUGACAGCAGAGUGCGCUAUAGUCACAUUAGUUUACUUAGAGCGUCUUUUAACAUACGCAGAGAUAGAAAUAGCGCCAUCUAACUGGAAGCGUAUUGUAUUGGGUGCUAUAUUACUAGGCUCUAAAGUCUGGGAUGACCAGGCAGUUUGGAAUGUGGACUACUGCCAAAUUCUGAAGGACAUUACAGUUGAUGAUAUGAACGAGUUAGAGCGCCAGUUUUUAGAGAUGUUACAGUUCAAUAUAAAUGUCCCCUCAAGUGUGUAUGCCAAAUAUUAUUUUGACCUGAGGGCUUUAGCGGAUGAGCAUGACCUAGGAUUCCCAUUAGAAGCUCUCAGUAAAGACCGAGCCUUAAAACUAGAGGCAAUGUCUAAUAAUUACGAGGACAAGCUGAAAGAUGUGACACAUGGGGUUCUUAAACGUUCCCAGAGCCUUGAUGGACUCACAACAUUACCAAAGGGAAGCAAAGCAAUAUUGUCAUGACAAACCACAAGACAAUUAUAGACCUUGUCAUGACAGACCACAAGUCAUUUUAAACAGAUCAAAAAAUCCUGAUUUGAGAUGUCCAAGAAUUCCCAUAAGUGUUCUAAUCUACACAUAGGUCAUCCAUAUAUAGCUUACACUAGAAAUCCUUCAUAGAAGGGAUCUCAGACUUAUUUAUUAAAAUAAGGGACCUUCAGUGAAUACCAAUAUUUAACCAUUAAAAUCAGACACAUGCACAAAUAGCAAACAUGGUGGGGGUGAGUCAGUGCGUAACAAAGGGUACUAAUGAUUAUGUCUCAUGAGUUCAGGAUUUCACGGUGAGGGAUGAUACCCAAAAGUCAAAAAAGUCGUUGAAAAACAAAGUUUAUUUUAUUAGAGGAGGAUAGAGUACUUGAAGGUUUCAUUCGUGAAGAAUUUUGAUUUUCUGAAAAAUCCAUGUUAACAGCAAAUUAACAUUUUCAAUGCAGGGAGGGUGUUACACUAUAAUGAAGUUAACUUAAUUUUUCCAUAACUCAAUGUUUGGACACCAUCACUGAAAUAUAUGAAACAGAAGGGAUUCAGAACAACCAUUUAUUUUGUACAGUAAAACUUCUGCAUAUGUGAACACCUGUAUAAAGUGAACACACCUUUAAUGUGAAUACUCUCUCUCUCUGGGACUCAACGUAAUAUAUAAGUGGUAAUUU
Molecule: messenger RNA, 2164 nt
Organism: Owenia fusiformis
Lineage: Eukaryota; Metazoa; Annelida; Polychaeta; Sabellida; Oweniidae
Source: the annotation of a GenBank genome assembly